CUGCCGGGUGUCGCAUGCCUGCCUUCCCCUGGCUGCCCCCUCCCUCCGUCCCCGCCCCCUCGGCCCUUCUGCUCCCCGGCGUGACUUGGCACUGAGAGCCCCGGGAGGAGCCGCCGCGGCCGCCGCCUCCUCUGUCCAGGCCUCGGCCUUCCUGAGCGUGGCCCUACCGCUCCCCGGGGGCUUCUCAUCUUUUCAGUUUCGAAGCCGGUGGCGUCGCAGCUUCCUGCCGGACAGUCUGAGGAUGGUGGGAGUGAAGCCGGUCGGGAGCGACCCGGAUUUCCAGCCGGAGCUGAGCGGCGCGGGCUCCCGCCUCGCCGUGGUCAAGUUCACCAUGCGGGGGUGUGGACCAUGUUUAAGGAUUGCCCCAGCAUUCAGUUCUAUGAGUAAUAAGUAUCCGCAGGCAGUUUUCUUGGAAGUAGAUGUGCAUCAGUGUCAGGGAACAGCUGCCACCAACAAUAUAUCAGCAACACCCACAUUUUUGUUUUUCCGAAACAAAGUAAGAAUUGAUCAAUAUCAAGGAGCAGAUGCUGUGGGAUUAGAAGAAAAAAUCAAGCAGCACUUGGAAAAUGACCCUGGAAGCAACGAGGACACAGAUAUCCCAAAAGGCUAUAUGGAUUUAAUGCCUUUUAUUAAUAAAGCUGGCUGUGAAUGUCUUAAUGAAAGUGAUGAACAUGGAUUUGACAACUGUUUACGAAAAGACAUGACCUUCUUGGAGUCUGAUUGUGAUGAACAGCUGCUUAUUACUGUGGCAUUCAAUCAACCUGUUAAGCUUUACUCAAUGAAGUUUCAAGGACCAGAUAAUGGUCAGGGUCCUAAAUAUGUAAAAAUUUUCAUCAAUUUACCCCGAUCGAUGGAUUUUGAAGAGGCGGAAAGGAGUGAACCAACUCAAGCUCUGGAACUCACAGAGGAUGAUAUUAAAGAAGAUGGCAUUGUCCCACUUCGUUAUGUCAAGUUUCAGAAUGUUAACAGUGUAACUAUAUUUGUUCAGUCCAAUCAAGGUGAAGAAGAAACAACAAGAAUUUCAUAUUUUACUUUUAUUGGUACUCCAGUCCAGGCAACAAAUAUGAAUGACUUCAAACGAGUCAGAAGAAGCAGAGAGUAACAUCUACAUUUUUUAUAAGAAAUACGCUGUCCUGGAAAAAUGUCUUUUUUAAUCCAACUCAAAUGAACUAAAAACCGAAGAUUCUUUAAAGUGAAGUGAUAGGAAGCCUGACCUUAUCUCACUCUCCUCCCUUCCUUGCUUCUCCACUCAUCUAGCUCUCACUCUUUUCAUGUCCUCACCAUUGCUGAUGCAAGAUCUCUGCAGCUUCUGUCAUCUGGAUCAGCCUUCUUGUUUUCUGCAUUUCUUCAACCAUCUUUCUUCAGUUCUCAUCAUAAUCAUGUUUCUCAUUUGGCCUUUUACUUUGUUUAUAUUUUUGUUUUGAGCUUGCAUCUAGGUGCUUUUAAUUUCAUUCCCAUGCCAUAUAUAUAUAUACACACAAACUUUCCUCUUGUUUCAUAUUCAAUUUUGUACUCCCAUUUUGAGAAAUCAUAUUACCAAUAAGAUUUACAUGGUUAGAAAUGCUUUCAGAUUUAAAUCAGUUGCAUAAAUUUUAAUUCAGUCUAAACUUUACAUUUUCAUUUUUUGGGAAACUAAACAAUUGUUUUGGAAAUCAAAUGUGAAUAUGCUUAUCCUUUAUACUACUAGUAGUAUUAUAUUAAUUUGGUUUUAGUGGAGAGCUGUGGAGUUUCUUUUCUCAUAGGAGUUGUCUAAGUCUUUUUUGCUGAUGAGUUGUAUGUCCCUGCUUUUUCUAUCCAAGUAAGUUCAAGGCCAAUUGAAAGACUUAACGAAAUGAAUGCUAUACUUGCAUUCAAAUAGUGUCAUAAGAGAUCACUGGACUCUUUGUUGAAUAAAUACUUUUGGCAUCUAA
Erinaceus europaeus (western European hedgehog) is the source of this 1910-nucleotide messenger RNA. It is a transcript of the gene TXNL1, whose product is annotated as thioredoxin like 1. The coding region runs from base 242 to 1102 and encodes 286 amino acids. The record is from RefSeq and is a predicted model, not a curated record. NCBI's taxonomy places the organism in Eukaryota, Metazoa, Chordata, Mammalia, Eulipotyphla, Erinaceidae. The transcript has 9 exons.